Eurypyga helias (sunbittern) is the source of this 300-nucleotide messenger RNA. RefSeq lists its product as uncharacterized. The annotation marks the transcript as partial. Lineage: Eukaryota; Metazoa; Chordata; Aves; Eurypygiformes; Eurypygidae. The transcript is spliced from 2 exons. The record is from RefSeq and is a predicted model, not a curated record.
GAAAGAGAAAGAAAGAAAGAAAGAAAGAAAGAAAGAAAGAAAGAAAGAAAGAAAGAAAGAAAGAGAGAGAAAGAGAGAAAGAAAGAGAGAAAGACAGAGAGAGAGACACAGAGAGAGAAAGAAAGAAAGAACGAAAGAACGAAUGAACGAAAGAACGAAAGAACGAAAGAAAGAACGAAAGAACGAAAGAAAGAACGAAAGAAAGAACGAAAGAACGAAAGAACGAAAGAACGAAAGAAAGAACGAAAGAACGAAAGAAAGAACGAAAGAAAGAACGAAAGAACGAAAGAACGAAAGAAC